Messenger RNA from Micromonas commoda, 1338 nucleotides. RefSeq lists its product with no specific name. Lineage: Eukaryota; Viridiplantae; Chlorophyta; Mamiellophyceae; Mamiellales; Mamiellaceae. The transcript has a single exon. Bases 1 to 1338 code for a protein of 445 amino acids. The record is from RefSeq and is a predicted model, not a curated record.
AUGCCGACGAAGGCGAGCGCGGCCCCGGCGCCGCCCGGCGCACCCGCGCCGACCCCUUACGAGGAGCACCACCACUACCGGUUCCGCCAUCCCGACGUCAAGAACACGGUCAAGGCCAGGCAGCGCUCGUUUCGAGCCAUCCAGGUCGAGCGCGACAACACGCACAUCCAGCGCAGGCUGAACGAGCUCAGGCGCGAGCCCGCGUCGAGGUUCCACGCCCCCGACGGCGAGCUCAGCCUCGUGCCCAAGUCUCAGCGAACGUACGGCCCGCGCGCCGCGCCGAGGCGUCGACCGGAGUGGGACGACGGCGGCGGUCGUUCGUCGUCCACCAGCCUCCGGGACGGCGAGAGACGGAAGAAUCGUCAGAAUCCCUCGUCGCCGGCGGGGGGCAAGACGCAGACGAAGGAGCGACGCGCGCGGCACUGGCCGCCGCCGCGGUUCCCCCGCGGGGUGUACGCGGAGAACACGGAGGUGAUGCGGCAAAACGCGUCCCUCCAGCGCAGGCUCGUGAACCAGUACCGCGCGUCGAGGGACUCUCAGCUCGUCAGAGAAGGCAAAGGACGGCCCGUGGAUGGGCUCGCGCUGUGGGCCAAGCGACUGGCGGUGUACGAUCCUCAUCCCCCGAACCGCGCGCGAACCACCGACGCACGAACCGGCAAGUGCGUCAGCACCGGCGUCCCGAAGACCCUGACAGUCGCGCGGUGCAGCGCCACCGGGCUGUUGACCUACUUCGGCGCGGACGGCCACAGGCUACGCGAGCACCCCGACUGCCCCGGACUCUACUACUGCGAGAAGUGGUUCGACGAGUUCGCGGAGAUGGACGCGACGAUGCAACGCGCGGUGAUCGACUACGCGAUCGAGUGCCGGUCGAAGCGACCGAAGGAGCGCUCGUGGCAGCCCGCGAGGGCGCCGGGCGAGUCGUGGGUGGUCAACAGGCACAUGAAGCUCUCGCUGAUCCUCAUGCGCCGGAUGGCUCGAGCGGAUCUGUUCGAAAACGCGAGCACGCUCAACGCCUCAAACGUCUCGGGCGACGAUCGUUACGAGGACGACUUCGAGGACGAGGGCGACGCGCCGGUCCGAUCCGCCGCCGGUACGACCCGGGCUGGGACGCCGCUCACGAUGGACGAGAUCAGGCGCAGGGUGGAGACGUGCAGACUGCGGGAGAGGAUCGACGACGAGGAACGGCGGAGGGAGCGGCGGGAGAUUGAAAAGUUGGGCAGGGACGAAGCCGUCGCGGCGGCGGCGGCGGCGCCCAGACGGGAGGAGAUCGCGGCCGAGGGCAGGGCGGAGGCGGAGGCGGAGGCGGAUGCGACGGAUGCGGACGCGACGGGGGUUUAA